GUUGCAGGUGAUAUUCGGACAUCCACUCCAAGGAUUCACGCUUUUGAUUCUUCGCUGCACGCAAUUAGACCUUUCACACAAUCCGGUCUUACUUUAGAUCAAUCUUUGCAACAAUUUUCUGCAAAACAUGAUGGCUUGUAUCUAUAUGUAGGUAGAAUAUUCAGGCCCAUAUGGAAUGUUCGGUGUAUCAAGCAAGAUAAUGUCAACAACAAGAUUCAGAUAGUUAACGCCGUACCACCUGCACAAAUAAUUCAAAUCCUAGGAAAUUUGCAAUCGCUAAAAUUGUUUUUGAAUAAAAACAUCCACAGUUUUAAGCAACAAAGUACCUCUCGAAUUAUUACCGAUGGCUUUGAAAAUACGAUGUCGCCACAUUUUCAAGAACCAAUAGUUGAAGAAAGAAAUUCACUGGACGCACUUGAAAUUUUUAUUACUCACGCAUAUGAAGUCCUUGGAUUGUGGAAAGUUUUGUGCGAGGACCAGCUGCAUAAUGUCAUCAGUUGUUUAACCAAGGAUCAAAUCAAUCAAUUUUCAACGGCAACGUUCAGAGAUUUAAUAUUAAUUGGUCACGAAAUAUCUUCUUUGCUUAUCGUACAUUUAAUUGACAGUUACUUGGGAGAUAAUGCCUCUGUCGAUGCAGUGAGCUUUCGUCUCCGCGAAAUCUGCCCUAAUUUAUAUCGUAAUGAAGAUUCCAUCUGCUUUAAGGCAAAUGAAAUAAUUUUAAAGGCAAAAAGCUGUGGAAGUCCUGAAGAAAAAGAACCUUAUUUGCAGUCUGCACUCAAGGUAAAUCGUUUAUUAUUACAAUAUAUAUUUUAUUGUAAUUUAUCCUCUCAAGUGGUUAUACUUAGUUUUUCGUAAGGUCAAAACAAGGUG
Messenger RNA from Cephus cinctus (wheat stem sawfly), 870 nucleotides. RefSeq names its product nuclear pore complex protein Nup155-like. Gene Ontology annotation, cellular component: nuclear pore; nuclear pore inner ring. Lineage: Eukaryota; Metazoa; Arthropoda; Insecta; Hymenoptera; Cephidae. Gene Ontology annotation, biological process: RNA export from nucleus; protein localization to nuclear inner membrane; protein import into nucleus. The record is from RefSeq and is a predicted model, not a curated record. Gene Ontology annotation, molecular function: structural constituent of nuclear pore. Bases 361 to 855 code for a protein of 164 amino acids. The transcript has 6 exons.